Messenger RNA from Seriola aureovittata, 3513 nucleotides. Its product is annotated as serine/threonine-protein kinase Nek5-like. NCBI's taxonomy places the organism in Eukaryota, Metazoa, Chordata, Actinopteri, Carangiformes, Carangidae. The transcript is spliced from 24 exons. The record is from RefSeq and is a predicted model, not a curated record. Bases 207 to 2744 code for a protein of 845 amino acids. Gene Ontology annotation, biological process: protein phosphorylation. Gene Ontology annotation, molecular function: ATP binding; protein kinase activity.
GUGUGAUUGAGCUUUUUAAAAAAAAAAUUCAACUACAACUCCCAGCAUUCCUUUUGGUUUCCCUUCGCGCUUGCCGUAGUUGACAAACGUUUUCAGACAGUUUUCAGACCGUCAGGACAUUAUAACUCACCGCCGCCGCUGUGUUUCAGUGUGACUUCUACCUCCAAGAAGGAGGACAGCUUUUCAAAAGGUGUUGUCCAGGUGUUAUGAACAACUAUGAGGUCAUCCGUCAGAUCGGGGAGGGUGCGUUUGGGAAAGCCUUCCUGGUCAGAGACAAAGGUGGAGGUGGAGACAGGCAGUGUGUGGUCAAACAGGUCAACCUCAGAAAGAUGUCAGCGAGGGAAAAGGAAGCGUCAAAGAAAGAGGUGACGCUGCUGUCGAGGAUGAAACACCCAAACAUUGUCUCCUUCACCACCUCAUUUCAAGAGGGGGGCAGCCUGUAUAUAGUGAUGGAGUACUGUGAUGGAGGAGAUCUGAUGAAGAAGAUCAACAUGCAGAGAGGAGUCCCCUUCACUGAGGAGCGGAUUGUGGCCUGGUUCGUACAGAUCUGUCUGGGCCUCAAACACAUCCACGACAGGAAGAUUCUCCACAGAGACAUCAAAGCUCAGAAUAUCUUCCUAACCAACGGGGGGAUGAAAGCAAAGCUGGGGGACUUUGGAAUCGCAAGAAUGUUGAAUAACACCAUGGAGCUGGCCAGGACGUGUGUCGGGACGCCGUACUACCUCUCCCCGGAGAUCUGCGAGAGUCGGCCGUACAACAACAAGACGGAUAUCUGGUCUCUGGGAUGUGUCCUGUAUGAGCUCUGCACCCUGAGGCAUCCAUUUGAGGGCAGCAGUCUGCGGCAGUUGGUCAGUAAAAUCUGCAGGGGGCGCUACAACCCAGUGCCCAGCCGCUACUCCUACGACCUUCGCCUGCUGGUCACCCAACUCUUCAAGGUCAACCCCCGAGACCGUCCCUCGGUCUCUUCUGUCCUCAGGCGUCCCCUCCUGGAGAAGCACAUCAGCAAACAUCUGGACCCGCAGGUGAUGCAGAAGGAGUUAAGCCACACGGUGUUGUGUCGAAACAGAGCGGCAGCAUCGCGAACCGCUAAAACAAGAGCAGGAGCGGCAAACACAGCAGAGAAGACACACAAGUCCAGAGGAGCAGAGGGGCCCGGGGCCGCCGUGAAGAGGCCGCUCGCCAAACCAGACUGGAGGGUCCCACUCCGAGUCUACAACCCUGCUCCACACAAACCUCCUCAUCAAAGAGCAGCUGCACACAGAGCGGUCGCUGGGCAACAGAACCAAAGGUUUAAUGUCCAGCAGCCCGACAGCCACUACCAGCACUACCACGCCCAGCUGGACGCCUUUCAGAGGAGGAACAAGGAGGACGUCCUUCCUCCUCCUCCUCCUCCUCCUCAGGAGAGAGACCACGCUGCUCCUCCUGUGGAGCCGUACCAGCUUGUGGCUGCGGCUCGUAAUGAAUACCUGCAGAGGAGACAGGAGGCCAACCAGUACAAGCUGCGAGCAGAGAAACAGCUGGGUCUGCGGCCGUGCACAGCUGAGCGCGACAGGAGGCCUGGAGGUCAGGAGCAGGAAGAGGGACGAUCCGAGCGCCAACACCCGCCUCAGGACAGGAGGCAGGAGGGACAGCAGGAGUACCUGCGUCAGCUGGAUGUCAUCAGACAGCAGUAUCACCAGGAGAUGAUGAGGCUGAGAGCUGAAGCAGAGCCGCAACAGAAACAUGAAACGUUUGUGGUGGAGAAACCCAGAGACCCAGAACCUUCUGUAGACAGUAAAGAGCAGCAGCAGGACGCCGCACCUGCACAGGACGUCGACGCAGCUCUGAGGCAGAUCACGGAUCAGACGAGAGCGCAGGAGAGGAAACUCAAAGACAAGAAGGGAAUCAUGUUUGAGAUCCGAUUAGAUGACGACGGGAUGAAAGACGAUGCAGAGGAGGAGGAGGAAGAGGAGGAAGAGAGAGGAGACAAAGAGGAGGAGAGAGGAGACGAAGAGGAGGAGGAGAGAGGAGACGAAGAGGAGGAGAAGGACGAGGACCCUCUGAACCGGACUCUCAGCUUCCAGGAGGGGGAGGAGUUGAAGCUCAGGGAUUGGUCAGAGGUGAGGAGGGGGUGGAGCCAGAGGACUCCCCAGACUCUGCUGGAUGCUCUCGGCAAGAUGGACAUCGACUCCGUCAACAGCACUGCAGUCGAGGCUGAACAAGGCGCGGAGGCGGCAGGUCGCAGGCAGUGGGUGGACGGCCCCCCCAACACCCUGCUGAACGCCCUCGCUCAGGCUGAACUCACAUCGUCAACUCUGGCCUCAGCGACUGCAGAUUUAGAACCUGAGCAGGACGGAGACGAGGAGGAGGAGACGGAGGAAGACAAACAGAAGAGGAGGGAGGAGGAGGAGGACUCUGAUGUGGAGAUGGAUGAAGAGCGUCUGGAGCCGAGGUCAGACGAUGACGACACGAACUUCGAGGAGUCGGAGGACGAGCUGAGAGAAGCGGUGGCUGAUUCCAUGAAGAACCUGUUUGUCAUGGAGGACGGGAGCUCAGACGAAACAGAAGACGCAGAGGAAAGGGUAGAGGUGCAUGAUGGGACGCAGGACAGCGAGGACGGACGUGCAGAACUGAAGGAUUCACGUGCGGACGUCGGGGUCGUCUCCUCCGGACCUAAAGAAGGUGACGGUCAGUGUGAGUGUUCAGACGAGUCCCAGACCGAUGACGAUAACGCGUCUUUAAAUAAACAGCAGCAGACGACCUGAGUCAUCGCUGCAUUAACACCAUACACCUGUUGGACGAAGCCGUUCCUUAUUCGAUCAUUGGAAAGACGAUUUCAGAUUUCCUGUUAAACUGGAUGAGCACUUUGAAGGAGACUGUUUAUUUAUUUUUCAACAAAUCCCAUGUACAGACCCAAACUGGCAACAUGUUACUCUGUCAGCCCCGAGCCCAUUGGUUCCUACUGAAGACGUAAAUCUUUACAAACACCUCACAAAUGUGUAGUUUCAUUUUUAUUCCUCUGCCGGCGCCAGUCAGAGCAGGAGCCAUAUUGUUUUCUGGUUAUCCGUCCGUCCGUCUCGUUCUUGUGGACACGAUAUCUCAAUAACACCUUGACAAAACUUCCUCAAGCACUUCCACAAACAUUCACCUGAACUAAAGGACGAACCGAUCAGAUUUUGGUGGCUAAAGGUCAAAGGUCAAGAUCACUGACAAGAUGUCACACGAGUGGUUGAUACUUUAUCUGACUCUGGAGAAACAGGGAUGUGACCUGAAACUAGUUUGAGUGGCGGAGGGAUACGAGCACGAUGAGGAGGUUCUAGUUUAAAAAUGACUCAGCAAUUUACUACAACAGCUGCUCACACUAGCUUUUAUAGAACAAACAGGAGGAACUGUUUUCAGCGGCGGAUUAAUACACAUUUGGGGUUGUCGUGAGUUUUUGUGGCAUCAGGACAGUGUGUGUAUGUGUGUGUGUGUGUGUGUGUGUGUGUGUGAGACUUGAGUCAGAAUAAACUACAGUGUGUGUGUUCAUGGUGA